Molecule: messenger RNA, 13455 nt
Organism: Lepisosteus oculatus (spotted gar)
Lineage: Eukaryota; Metazoa; Chordata; Actinopteri; Semionotiformes; Lepisosteidae
Source: RefSeq, a predicted model, not a curated record
GACAGUUUAGGAAGCCCCGCGCACUCUCGCGAGCCCUGUGUCUCUCCUGCUCGCUGGUGUAAGAUGGCGGAGGCGAAUUAAGCCGCAGCCCCAGGAGCAGAAAGUAGAAACUAGUGACAAUGAAAGUAGACAGAAGCAAGUUAAAGAAGACCCCCACAGAGGCGCCUGCGGACUGCAGGACGCUGAUAGACAAGCUGAAAGCAUGCAGCGACGAGCAGCUUCUGCUGGAACUGCAACAGAUAAAGACAUGGAACAUUGGAAAGUGUGAGCUGUACCACUGGGUGGACUUGCUGGACCGGUUCGAUGGAAUCCUGUGCGACGCGGGGCAGACGGUGGAGAACAUGUCCUGGAUGCUGGUGUGCGACCGGCCGGAGAACGGCCAGCUCAAGAGCCUGCUGCUGGGUGUGCUCAACUUCACCGCGCUGCUCAUCGAGUACAGCUUCUCCCGCCACCUCUACAGCUCCAUAGAGCACCUGACCACCCUCCUGGCGUCGUGUGACAUGCAGGUGGUGCUGGCUGUGCUCAACCUGCUGUACGUCUUCAGCAAGAGGUCCAACUACAUCACCCGGCUUGGCUCGGACAAGAGGGCGCCUCUACUGGCCAGACUGCAGCACCUCGCCGAGAGCUGGGGAGGCAAGGAGAACGGAUUCGGCCUGGCGGAAUGCUGCCGGGACCUGCCUAUGUCGAAGUACCCGCCCAGCGCGACGACGCUCCACUUCGAGUUCUAUGCCGAGCCCAGCACAGAGGUCAAGGUGGACAGGAAGUCAACCAGUAACACACUACACUACAUUCACAUUGAACAGCUGGACAAGAUUUCGGAGAGCCCUUCGGAAAUCAUGGAGUCCCUGACCAUGAUGUACAGCAUCCCCAAGGACAAACAGAUCCUGCUCUUCACACACAUUAGACUGGCUCAUGGCUUCUCCAACCAUAAGAAGAGGCUGCAGGCAGUGCAAGCGAGGCUGCAUGCCAUCUCCAUACUGGUAUACUCCAACGCUCUGCAGGAGUCCGCCAACAGUAUCCUGUACAACGGGCUGAUUGAGGAGCUGGUGGACGUCCUGCAGAUCACAGACAAGCAGCUGGUGGACAUCAAGGCGGCCUCGCUGCGCACCCUGACGUCCAUCGUGCAUCUGGAAAGGACGCCCAAACUCAGCAACAUCAUCGACUGCACAGGAACGGCCUCCUACCACGGGUUCCUGCCCGUGCUGGUCAGGAACUGCAUACAGGCCAUGAUUGACCCCAUGAUGGAACCCUAUCCUCAUCAGUUUGCCACGGCCCUUUUCUCCUUCCUGUACCACCUGGCCAGCUACGAUGCUGGGGGGGAGGCACUGGUCUCCUGCGGCAUGAUGGAGGCCCUGCUGAAGGUGAUAAAGUUCCUGGGGGACGAGCAGGACCAGAUCACCUUCGUGACGCGGGCGGUCAGGGUGGUGGACCUCAUCACCAACCUGGACAUGGCGGCCUUCCAGUCCCACAGCGGGCUGUCCAUCUUCAUCUGCAGGCUGGAGCAUGAGGUGGACCUGUGCCGGAAGGAGUGUCCUUUCGUCAUUAAGCCAAAGAUCCAGCGGCCCAGCACGGCCACGGAGACAGAGGAGAUGGAGACCGAUAUGGAAGUUGCUGAUGUAGCAAUGGAGAGUAGCUCCCCUGGACCCUCCACCUCUGUGGAGCAGAGAGCCGAGACCGAGGCCCGAGCUCAGAGCAGCACUGCCUACACGCCCAGAGCAGGUGUACAGUGUAUCCCUCAGAGAGCUGCCCUGCUUAAGUCCAUGUUGAAUUUCCUGAAGAAAGCCAUCCAGGACCCCGCCUUCUCCGAUGGGAUCCGGCACGUAAUGGAUGGGUCCCUGCCUACCUCACUGAAACACAUCAUCAGCAAUGCGGAGUACUACGGCCCCUCUCUCUUCCUUCUGGCGACGGAGGUGGUGACGGUAUUUGUGUUCCAGGAGCCCUCUCUCCUGUCCUCCCUGCAGGACAACGGGCUGACUGACGUCAUGCUGCACGCACUGCUCAUCAAAGACGUGCCGGCGACACGGGAGGUGCUGGGCUCCCUGCCCAACGUGUUCAGCGCGCUGUGCCUGAACGCGCGAGGGCUGCAGUCCUUCGUGCAGUGCCAGCCCUUCGAACGGCUCUUCAAGGUGCUGCUGUCGCCCGACUACCUGCCUGCCAUGCGCCGGCGGCGCAGCUCCGACCCCCUGGGAGACACGGCGUCCAACCUUGGCAGCGCUGUAGACGAGCUGAUGAGACACCAGCCCACGCUUAAGACUGAUGCCACCACUGCAAUCAUCAAGCUCCUGGAAGAGAUCUGUAACCUGGGUCGCGCCCCGGAGUACAUCUGCCAGAAGCCGUCCAUCCAGAAAGCCGAUGGGUCGGUGUCGGCCCCGCCCCCACGCUCCAGCCACGCCGCCGAGGAGGCGUCCAGCGAGGAUGAGGAAGAGGAGGAGCAGCUGCACACCUUCGCCCAGCCCGGGGAGACGGAGAGCAGCCGACAGGUCGUGGGCACAGAGGAGCGGAUACCCAUCCCACUAAUGGACUACAUCCUGAAUGUGAUGAAGUUUGUGGAGUCGAUCCUGAGCAACAACACGACGGACGAUCACUGCCAGGAGUUUGUAAGCCAGAAGGGGCUCCUGCCGCUGGUGUCCAUCCUGGGCCUUCCCAACCUGCCAAUUGACUUCCCCACCUCCGCCGCCUGCCAGGCUGUGGCUGGAGUUUGCAAGAGCAUACUGACCCUGUCCCACGAGCCGAAGGUGCUGCAGGAGGGGCUGUGCCAGCUGGAGGGGAUCCUGUCGUCCCUGGAGCCCCUGCACCGGCCCAUCGAGUCCCCCGGGGGCUCCGUCCUGCUGCGGGAGCUGGCGGCCGCGGCGCCGCUGCCCGACCCCACGCUCUCUGCCCACGCCACGCCGCUGCUGCACGCGCUCACGGCCGCGCACGCCUACAUCAUGAUGUUCGUCCACACCUGCCGCGUCGGCCAGAGUGAGAUCAGGGCUAUCUCGGUGAACCAGUGGGGCUCCCAGCUGGGCCUCAGUGUGCUCAACAAGCUGAGCCAGCUCUACUGCUCCCUGGUGUGGGAGAGCACUGUGCUGCUGUCCCUCUGCACGCCCAACAGCCUGCCCCCGGGCUGCGAGUUUGGCCAGGCGGACAUGCAGAAGCUGGUUCCCAAAGAGGACCGGGCGCCGGGGACCGCCACCACGACUACCGCUGGGGCACGGAGGACAGAAGGGGACCCCGAGCCAGGAGCGGCAGUGGGCACCGCGGACCCCUCAGCGCAGGGCCUGCUGGAGGGGAUGGGCCUGGACGGCGAUGCCCUGGCCCCCAUGGAGACGGACGAGCCCAGUGUGGCCGACGCCAAGGGCAAGUCCAAGCUGACCCCUGCCAUGGCCGCCCGCAUCAAACAGAUUAAGCCCCUGCUCUCUGCCUCCUCCCGCCUGGGCCGGGCCUUGGCGGAGCUGUUUGGGCUGCUGGUGAAGCUGUGCGUGGGCUCCCCCGUGAGGCAGCGCCGCAGUCACCACGCCGCCAGCGCCAGCACGGCGCCCACGCCCGCCGCCCGGGCCACCGCCUCCUCCCUCACCCGGCUGCUCACCAAGGGCCUGUCCUGGCAGCCGCCGCCUUACACCCCCACCCCGCGAUUCAGAUUGACGUUCUUUAUCUGCUCAGUGGGGUUCACGUCCCCCAUGUUGUUUGACGAGAGGAAGUACCCCUAUCACCUCAUGCUGCAGAAGUUCUUCUGCUCCGGGGGACACGACGCGCUGUUUGAGACCUUUAAUUGGGCGCUCUCUAUGGGCGGCAAGGUCCCGAUAUCGGAAGGUCUGGAGCACACCGAGCUGCCGGACGGGACGGGCGAGUUCCUGGACGCCUGGCUGAUGCUGGUGGAGAAGAUGGUGAACCCCACGACGGUGCUGGACUCGCCCCACGCGCUGCCCGCCAAACUGCCCGGGGCCGCCCCCAACACGCCGCAGUUCAGCGCGCUCCGCUUCCUCAUCGUCACCCAGAAGGCGGCCUUCAGCUGCAUCCAGAGCCUGUGGAACAGGAAGCCCCUGAAGGUGUAUGGCGGGCGCAUGGCGGAGUCCAUGCUGGCCAUCCUGUGUCACAUCCUGCGGGGGGAGCCGGCGAUCCGCGAGAGGCUGGCCAAGGAGAGGGAGGGGGGCCGCGCCGCUGAGGAGGAGGGCAGCGCCCCACCCGAAGAGGGCAGCGCCCCGAGGAGGGAGCCCCAGGUCAACCAGCAACAGCUGCAGCAGCUGAUGGAUAUGGGAUUUACCCGGGAGCAUGCGAUGGAGGCCCUCCUCAACACCAGCACCAUGGAGCAGGCCACCGAGUACCUGCUGACGCACCCUCCCCCACUGCUUGGAGGGGUGGUCAGGGACUUGAGCAUGUCAGAGGAAGACCAGAUGAUGAGGGCCAUUGCCAUGUCUCUGGGCCAGGAGGUCUCCAUGGAGCAGCGCUCCGACUCUCCAGAGGUAAUACAUCCCCACGCACCGGCACCUACCCGGCGAGCGCGGGAGCGGGCGGAGGAGGAAGAGGGGCGGUGCCUGGAGCGCUUCCUGGAGGCCGAGCCGCUGGACUCCACGGAGCUGCACAACUUCACCGACACCAUGCUGCCCGGCUGCUUCCACCUGCUGGACGAGCUGCCGGACACGGUGUACCGCGUGUGCGACCUCAUCAUGACCGCUAUCAAGAGGAACGGGCCCGAGUACCGCGACAUGAUCCUGCGCCAGGUGGUCAACCAGGUGUGGGAGGCUGCCGAUGUGCUGAUCAAAGCAGCCCUUCCGCUUACCACCAGCGACACCAAGACCGUAUCGGAGUGGACCAGCCAAAUGGCGACUCUGCCACAGGCCUCUAACCUGGCCACGCGCAUCCUGCUGCUCACUCUGCUCUUUGAGGAGCUGAAGCUGUCAUGUGCGCGGGUGGUGGAAACCAGUGGGAUCCUCAAUGUCCUGAUUAAGCUUCUGGAGGUGGUGCAGCCCUGCCUUCAGGCCGCCAAGGAGCAGAAGGAGGUUCAGACGCCCAAGUGGAUCACCCCAGUGUUGCUGCUGAUCGAUUUCUACGAGAAGACAGCCGUGUCCUCCAAGCGCAGGGCUCAGAUGAAUAAGUACCUGCAGCCCAACGGUAAUAACUGGCGCUGGUUUGACGACCGGUCGGGCCGCUGGUGCAGCUACAGCGCCAGCAACAACAGCACGAUCGACACUGCCUGGCGGGGAGGCGAGAGCAGCGUGCGCUUCACUGCAGGCAGGAGGCGCUAUACUGUGCAGUUCAACACCAUGGUGCAGGUGAACGAGGAGACGGGGAACCGGCGGCCGGUGAUGCUGACCGUGCAGCGUGUGCCGCGCAUCGGGAAGGCCUCCAAGAAUGGCAACGGGCAGGAGCUGGAGAGGGCAGUGGAGGAGAGCAAGGAGGCUGGAGAGAGGGCCAAGGCUGAGAACCCACACCCUGACACGGUGCCGCCCCCUGCAGCAGUAGAGAUGACCCCUGCCACCAAAGAGAAGGAGCAGCAGCAGGAGAAAGACGCCACCGCCAGCUUGCUCCCACCCUCGGCACCAGCAGCCACGCCCACGCCAGCCCCGGUGCAGCUCGGGCCCGCCGGUCCUGCUCCCGGUUCCUCGGCCCCCGCCCAGGAGAGCCCCCCGGAACCGGCCCAGGCGGGCGUGGUGAUCCAGGGCCUCUCCGAGGACAUGACCACGGUCCUGAUCCGCGCGUGCGUCAGUAUGAUCAGCGUGCCGGUGGACCCGGACACGCUCCACGCCACGCUGCGGCUGUGCCUGCGGCUGACGCGCACGCACCACUUCGCCAUGAUGUUCGCCGAGCUGAAGAGCACGCGCAUGAUCCUCGGCCUCACGCAGAGCUCGGGCUUCAACGGCUUCACCCCGCUGGUCACCCUGCUCUUCCGGCACAUCAUCGAGGACCCCGCCACGCUCAAGCACACCAUGGAGAAGGUGGUGCGGUCAGCGGUGACGAGCGGGGCGGGCAGCACCACGUCCGGCGUGGUUUCGGGGAGCCUCGGCUCUCGGGAGAUCAACUACAUUCUGCGGGUGCUGGGGCCCGCCGCCUGCCGCAACCCCGAGUGCUUCACCGAAGUGGCCACCAACUGCAUCCGCAUUGCCCUGCCUGCACCCCGAGGAACAGGGACCGCCUCCGACGACGAGUUCGAGAACCUGCGCAUUAAGGGCCCCAAUGCAGUGCAGCUGGUGAAGACCACGCCUCUCAAGCUGUCCCCACUGCCGCCCAUCCCCGAGCCCAUCAAAGAGGUCAUCUACGACAUGCUCAACGCCCUGGCCGCGUACCACGCCCCGGAGGAGGCGGAGCGCGGGGAGCCCCGAGGAGUGGCAGCGUCGGGCAGCCAGGAGUUGUGUCAGAUGCUGCAGGAUGUGGGAGAUGACGUCUAUCAGCAGUACAGACUGACCCGCCAGGGCAGCGACUACGACGCUCAGACGGCCUUCAAUAUCAAUGCCCAGGUGUUUGCAGCUGACAGCAGUGCAGCGGAGUCUUCCCAGUCCGGCACCCCACAGGGAGAGGCCUCCACUCCGGAGGAGGCCCGCGAUGGGAAGAAGGACCGGGAGGGGGAGCGGGCAGCAGAGGACCCCCGAGUCAAGGCCAAGGCCAGCAAGCCGCUGAUGCCCACCUCCACCAUUCUGCGACUGCUGGCCGAGCUGGUGCGCUCCUAUGUGGGCAUCGCCACGCUCAUCGCCUCCUACUGCUACACGGCCGGCCAGAGCGAGCUCAUCAAGGAGGACUGCAGCGUGCUGGCGUUCGUGCUGGACCACCUGCUCCCCCACACUCAGAACUCGGAGGACAAGGACACUCCCGCCCUGGCGCGGCUGUUCCUGGCCAGCCUGGCAGCCGCGGGCACCGGCACGGACGCCCAAGUCGCCCUGGUGAAUGAGGUGAAGGCGGCUCUGAGCCGCGCACUCGCCAUGGCCGAGAGCACGGAGAAACACGCGCGGCUGCAAGCGGUGAUGUGCAUUAUCAGCACCAUCAUGGAGUCCUGCCCCUCCACCUCCAGCUUCUACAGCACGGCCGCGGCCAAGACCCAGCACAACGGCAUGAACAACAUCAUCCGGCUGUUCCUGAAGAAGGGGCUGGUCAAUGACCUGGCCCGGGUGCCCCACAGCCUUGACCUGUCCAGUCCUAACAUGGCCAACACAGUGAACGCGGCCCUAAAGCCUCUGGAGACGCUCUCUCGGAUCGUGAACCAGCCCAGCAGCCUGUUUGGGAGCAAGAGCACCUCCAGCAAGAGCAAGACUGAGCAGGACACCGCCGGAACGGCCAGGGACAGCAACAGCAACACGCAGGACACAGGAGAACCCGGAGAGGCUGAGCCGCAGGAGGACAGCACCCCGGCAGCGGGGACGGACAACGACCUCAUGGAUGGGGAGGCGGAGGGGGACACCGUGGUGAUUGCCGGACAGCCUGAGGUCCUCAACACGCAGGAGAUGCAGGUGGAGAACGAGCUGGUGGACCUGAUCGAUGAGCUGUUGGAGAGAGACGCUGGGACUGUGAACAGUGCAAUCAUUGUGGGCCGCAGCGGCGAGGACGAGUCGCAGGAGGACGUUCUGAUGGAUGAAGCUCCCUCCAACCUGAGCCAGGCCUCCACGCUGCAGGCCAACCGAGAGGACUCCAUGAACAUCCUGGAGCCAGAGGACGAGGAGCAUACACAGGAGGAGGACAGCAGCGGCAGCAAUGAGGACGAGGACAGCCAGGACGAGGAAGAAGAGGAGGAGGAGGAAGAGGAGGAGGAUGACCAGGAUGACGAGGAGGGAGAUGAGGAUGAUGACGACGACGGCUCAGAGAUGGAGCUGGAUGAAGACUAUCCCGACAUCAACACUGCGCCGCACAUCCGGUUCGAGAGGUUCGACCGCGACGAUGACCUCAUCAUCGAGUUUGACAACAUGUUCUCCACCACAGCUGACAUCCCUCCCUCUCCCGGCAAUAUCCCGAGCACCCAUCCUCUGAUGGUGCGACACGCCGACCACAGCACCCUGACUCUCGGGGGCGGUGCCGGAGGAGGGCGGCUGGCCCAGGGCAUUGGCCGCAGCCAGCGCACGCUACGCCAGCUGACCGCCAACACCGGGCACACCAUCCACGUGCAUUACCCUGGCAACCGACAGCCCAACCCCCCCCUCAUCCUGCAGAGGUUAUUGGGCCCCAGCGCCGCGGCCGACAUCCUACAGCUGUCUAGCAGCCUGCCCCUGCAGUCCCGGGGCAGGGCGCGGCUCCUGGUCGGCAACGACGACGUGCACAUCAUCGCCCGUUCCGACGACGAGCUGCUGGACGACUUCUUCCACGAGCAGAGCAGCACCGGCGGACAGGCUGGCACGCUGUCCAGCAUCCCCACGGCCUUGACCCGCUGGACCGAUGAGUGCAAAGUGCUGGAUGCUGAAAGCAUGCACGACUGCGUGGCAGUGGUGAAGGUGCCCAUCAUGCAGCACCUGGAGAGCCUGAGGGACGAGGAGCUGGAGGAGAGGAGGGAGAAGAGGAGGAGGCAGCUGGCCGAGGAGGAGGAGGCCAAGCAGAGCGAGAAAGCGCCCAGCGGAGGAGAGGAAGGGCGGGAGCAGAGCCUACAGGGCUCGGGCAUGCGUGCCGUCGGUGCUACAGGACAGAACUCUGCUGAGGGUGACCAGGCCCAGUGUGUGUCGUCCUGCCUCGACGCCCCCAGGGGAUCUGAGGGAUUCUUGACCGCGCCGCCCUCGGGCGAGGGCACGCCCACCGCCCCCGAUGCCCUGGUUACCCUGGAGACCGCAGUCGCCCAGCAGCACCAGCCCAUCGCGGAGCUCCUGCAGGGAGGGCUGCUGUCCGAGACACGAUCCGAUGCGCUGGCGGCUCUGUCGGGGGCGGAGCUCCCAGAGCUGCCGGCGUCUGAUAGGCCAAGCAGCGAGGCCGAGGCGACGCAGAUGGAAAUGUCCCCCGCCCCAACCAUCGCCUCUCUCAGUCCGGAGCGCGUCGAGGGCUCGGACGCGCUGACUGCCGUCAGUUCUCAGCUUGAAGGGUCUCCGAUGGACACCAGCAGCCCCGCCUCUGCCGGGACCCUGGAGGAGCCUGCCGCCACGGCAACAGCCAAUGAGGGAGCCAGGGAGCUGCCGGGGGGUGGGGUAGGCGUGGAGCCCGACAGCCAGAGAGAGGGAGACGUUAGCUCCGCCCCUGUCUCCUCCCCUGGAGAGACCCUGCCUCAGGGUGAGACCGUUGACAGCCAAUCACAGGCCAUCCAGGAAGAGCCCCUGCCCUCCACCAGCAAUGAGGAUGAAGACCCGCUGGCAGGGAUUAAUCUCCCAGAGGGCGUUGAUCCCUCUUUCCUGGCAGCCCUCCCGGAGGAUAUCCGGCGAGAGGUUCUGCAGAACCAGCUGGGCAUCCGGCCGCCUGCCCGCCCCGUCGCUACGACAACCCUGCCCACUCCCACACCCCCGCUGGUGGGAAGUGCAGGGGUGACAGAGGUCAGCCCCGAGUUCCUGGCCGCCCUGCCUCCCGCCAUCCAGGAAGAGGUCCUGGCGCAGCAGCGGGCGGAGCAGCAGCGGCGGGAGCUCUCGCAGGCGCCCGCCGGCGGCGACCAGCACAUGGACCCCGUCACCUUCAUCCAGACCCUGCCGUCGGAGCUGCGGCGGAGCGUGCUGGAGGACAUGGAGGACAGCGUGCUGGCCGUGAUGCCGCCCGACAUCGCCGCCGAGGCCCAGGCCCUGCGGCGCGAGCAGGAGGCGCGGCAGCGGCAGCUCAUGCACGAGCGGCUCUUCGGCCACAGCAGCUCCUCGGCGCUGUCCGCCAUCCUGCGCUCGCCCGCCUUCACCAGCCGCCUCGGGGGCAACCGCGGCGUGCAGUACACCCGGCUCGCCGUGCAGAGGGGCGGCGCCUUCCAGAUGGGCGGCUCGGGCACCCACACGCGCCCUUUUGUCUCCCUCUCUUUUCCAUAUGCUCGCGAAUUGAACGACAAGCCGCCUCUUGCCCGUGGUCCUCCUCAUGUUGUCGUGCUCGCCCUGUUCUCUCUCUCAGGUGUCAAGUCUCGGUCCCCAGUGCGCAGUUCGGACCCCGUGGGCGACAGCAAGAUGGCCUCCACGGGGCUGACGGAGAAGCAGCUCCAGCUCUCUGUGGAGGUCCUGACGUCACACUCCUGCUCAGAGGAGGGUCUGGAGGAUGCAGCCAACAUCCUGCUGCAGCUGUCGCGGGGCGACGCAGCGACCCGAGACACGGUGUUGAGGCUGCUGCUCAGCGGAGCCCGACAGCUGGGCUACACCCUCUGUAAACAGAUCGGCACUCUCCUGGCAGAGUUGAGAGAGUACAACCUGGAGCAGCAGAGGAGAGCACAGGCAGAUGCCCACUCCCCUGAUGGCACACCAAACGACGCUCCACACAGCACACCUUUGAAGGGCAAGAUGACCAGCAGGUUCGACACGGCGGAGAACGUGGUGAUCGUGGCGACGCAGAAGCGCACGCUGGGCGGCCGUGAGCUGCAGCUGCCCUCCAUGAGCUCGCUGACCUCCAAGACCUCCACGCAGAAGUUCUUCCUGAGGGUCCUGCAGGUCAUCAUCCAACUGAGGGAGGACACGCGCAGAGCCAACAAGAAGGCCAAGCAGACCGGCAGACUGGGCUCCUCCAGCCUGGGCUCUGCCAGCAGUAUCCAGGCGGCGGUCCGGCAGCUGGAAGCGGAGGCUGACGCCAUCAUCCAGAUGGUGAGGGAAGGGCAGCGUGCCCGCCGCCUGCAGCAGGGCCCCGCCCCUGCCGGCACGACCGCUCCCAGCACGGCCCCCGCGGCUGCCUCCCCCGCGGGCUCCACGCCCCCCGCUGCUGCUGCCGCCGCCGCCGCUGCCGGCGCUCCGAGCGUCGCCCUCCCUGGCACGGCCAGCUCCGCUACGUCGGAGGCUGCCGUCUCGGAGCCCCCUCCUGCCCAGAGAGAUGACUCGCCAAUGGAUGUGGACCAGCCGUCCCCCCUGGGCCAGGAGUCCUCCAGUCUAGGUGGAGAGAACAGUGCCCAAUCGGAGCGCGAGGAGAAGCUGCCUGACCUGCCCCUCCUGAGUGAGCAGCUCCUAUUGGACGAGCUGUGGGACAUGCUGGGAGAGUGUCUGAAGGAGCUGGAGGAGUCACAUGACCAGCAUGCUGUACUGGUCCUCCAGCCAGCCGUGGAGGCCUUCUUCCUGGUCCACGCCACGGAGCGGGAGAGCAAGCCGCCCGUGCGCGACACGCGGGAGAGCCAGCUGGCGCACAUCAAGGACGAGCCGCCGCCGCUGUCGCCCGCGCCCCUCACCCCUGCCACGCCUUCCUCGCUCGACCCCUUCUUCUCCCGGGAGCCCUCCUCCAUGCACAUCUCGGCCAACCUCCCGCCCGACACCCAGAAAUUCCUCCGCUUCGCCGAGACCCACCGGACCGUUCUGAACCAGAUCCUGCGCCAGUCCACCACUCACCUGGCCGACGGCCCCUUCGCCGUGCUGGUCGACUACAUCCGCAUCCUCGACUUCGACGUCAAGCGCAAGUAUUUCCGCCAAGAGCUGGAGCGCCUGGACGAGGGGCUGAGGAAGGAGGACAUGGCGGUACACGUGCGCAGGGACCAUGUCUUCGAGGACUCGUACCGAGAGCUGCACCGCAAGAGCCCUGAAGAGAUGAAGAACAGGCUCUACAUCGUGUUCGAGGGUGAAGAAGGUCAGGACGCGGGGGGCCUGUUGCGAGAGUGGUACAUGAUAAUCUCCCGGGAGAUGUUCAACCCCAUGUACGCGCUGUUCCGCACGUCUCCCGGAGACCGCGUCACCUACACCAUCAACCCCUCCUCGCACUGCAACCCCAACCACCUCAGCUACUUCAAGUUCGUGGGCCGUGUCGUCGCCAAGGCCGUGUAUGACAACCGCCUGCUGGAGUGCUACUUCACCCGGAGCUUCUACAAGCACAUCCUGGGCAAGAGUGUCAGGUACACGGACAUGGAGAGUGAAGAUUACCAUUUUUACCAGGGCCUGGUAUACCUGCUGGAGAACGACGUGUCCACGCUGGGCUACGAGCUCACCUUCAGCACUGAGGUCCAGGAGUUCGGCGUGUGCGAGGUGAGGGAUCUAAAGCCCAACGGAGCCAAUAUCUUGGUGACGGAGGAGAACAAGAAGGAGUAUGUCCACCUGGUCUGCCAGAUGAAGAUGACAGGAGCUAUCCGGAAGCAGCUGGCGGCGUUCCUGGAAGGUUUCUACGAGAUCAUCCCGAAGCGCCUGAUCUCGAUCUUCACGGAGCAGGAGCUGGAGCUGCUCAUAUCCGGCUUGCCCACCAUCGACAUCGACGACCUCAAGGCCAACACGGAGUACCACAAGUACCAGUCCAGCUCCAUACAGAUCCAGUGGUUCUGGAGGGCCCUGCGCUCUUUUGACCAGGCGGACCGGGCCAAGUUCCUCCAGUUUGUUACAGGCACUUCUAAGGUCCCGCUCCAGGGCUUUGCCGCCUUGGAAGGCAUGAACGGAAUCCAGAAAUUUCAGAUCCACCGUGAUGACCGCUCCACUGACAGACUGCCUUCUGCACACACCUGUUUUAACCAGCUGGACCUGCCUGCUUACGAGAGCUACGAGAAACUGAGACACAUGCUGCUGCUGGCCAUCCAGGAGUGCUCCGAGGGCUUCGGACUGGCGUAGACCGACCGACGUGGACAGAAAGACAGACAGACAGGCGAGCAGGCAGAGACAUUGAUGGACAGGCGAGAAGGACGAGUGCACAGACACCCUACCCCAGCAGAGCCUCUCUCUCUCUCUCUGCACGGCCUGGGACGGAGAGGGGUGGCGAGAGAGGAAGAGAUCGAGAGACUGCGACGCAGAGGAUAACGAGGAACGAGACUUUAUUUCCUGUGGUUUUACCGGAUGUUAAUGGGGAUGCUUUGUGCCUGGAGAGAGACUUUUCCUAGCUGACGUGUCUUGAGCAACUGAAAGGGCAAAACUAAGAAAAGAAGUUCAACCCUUUUGAUUAGAUUUUUUUUUGUUUGCCGGGUGGGGAGGGUGGGAAUAUGGCGCGGGGGUGCGAGUACUUCGUGCGCUGGUAUGAAGAAGACGAAGAUGAUGAAGAAUUUCGAUCGGCGGCUCCUCCUCGGGGGGUUUCCAGAGAAGCAGCGCGAGUCACUAGGUUCCAGCCUUCUGUCCUGGGUUUGCAGCCCGUCUAUUUUUGAGCUUGGGGGGGUAAAAAAAACAAAAGGUGAAAUGAAAAUAGACAAGUAAAUAUGUGAGUUUGAAAAUGAUUUUUUUGCAAAGAAAUGACAAAAAAUAAAAAGUGCACCUGUAUGAAAAAUAUUAUUGUUAUUAAAAAUGACUUAAGAGAAGAACACCGCUGUGGGUCCUCGGCUGUUUCUGCAGGGGCAGGGAUGUGUUGGACCUCUGGGUGGAUCAGGGACACUGUUCUUGUCUGGGUCCUGGUUCUGUUUGUGGGCUUUUACUGAGGCGUUCGCUCCCCCCUUCCCCCAGCUUUGGCGUCGCCCCUGGCAUUGUGCCCCAAAUAACAGCUAAUGAAUUCAUCCCGAUUAAUAAAGUAUGAACUCCGUCA